ACAGAGUCGUUUAUUUGUUUCCUCUUUGUUUGAAUACCGGGGUCUUGACGAAUCAGAAUAUCGCACGGCUUCGUAAACUCUUAUACAAUGUAACCUGAUUGGGUAGGGCCAAGACGCGAAGGAACAUUUUCUUAUAGCCUUGCCGUUGAGGAUUAUUCGAUGAUGAUUAUCCCAAGUUGUUGGGUCGGAAACAAUUACCUACCUCCUAUGCCCUCGCGAAAAGUUUGGGUUGAUAUGACCCGAUAGAUUAGGUAGGCAUUUCUACAUACAGGGCCGCCCGGAAGCGUCUGACCUUAACACUCAAGUACAGACCGACUACCCCGUAGACGGGGAGGAAACUGUGUUUUUUCUUCACUUCUCGUCCUACCAUAGAAUGGCAUCAGGUACAUAAUAGGGUAUUAAAAUGAACAAAUUUGGAGCUGCGCUCCUAUUAUCGUGGUCGCUUUGGUCGACUGUGGGAGCAGGACUCGAUGAUGCCACACUUAAUACAGAUUCGUUCGACAGGAGGGAGCAGGAGAACCGAUUAGAAAGAGUACCUACGAUAUCAGGAUGGCCUAUAAUACCAAAUGAUGAAAUUGGAGAGGGUCAAAGAAGACAACACCAACCACAGUCGCUACUUUCCACUGCAGUGGUUCUUUCUCCGCCGACAACAACUACGUUAGGGAAUUCCUGGCUUCAGCAUCGCCAGGCUAGUGGGAAAGAGAGUAGCAAUGAAGAGGGCGAUGACGAUGGCGAGAAGGGUGACAGGACUCCCAAGUCUCCAGCUGAUGUUGUGAGCAGCAUGAUAUCCAGCAGAGUCUCGAGCGGCGUAUCGAGCAGCGUAUCGAGCAGUGUAGCAGCCAGUGUGUCUGCUGCUUUUUCCGUAUCGCUUGCGGAAGUUUCGGCAUCAGCAUCUAGUGCUGUUUCGUCCGCGCGGGAGGCAGCACGUACUCAAGAGGCUCUUUCAUCUAUAACAGUGCCUAGCCCGCCAAAGACAACUGGUGCUUCUACGGCUACCUCGUCGCAAGCAGCUAGCACUACAAGCGAUAGAUUACCUGCAGUAUCUGCUACCACAGCGGAUGUCUCGAAUAUCGAGGAAAGUGCUAUUACAGCCAGCCAACCCAGCACCCCAACCAGCGUCCCAACUCAGGGUUCAUCAAUCACACCAGGAGUUGUUGCAGGCCUCGUCGUAGGAAUCUCAAUCGCAUCAGCACUACUUUCAGCUAUCAUCACAUAUCUCUUCAUGCGCCGGCGCGCAAGACAACAACAGCAACAACAGCAGGAGCCUCAGAACAAUUUCCUACCCAGCUCUCCACCACCGUCUAACUCCCAUUCCAGCCUCGGGGGCCACGGCUUCGUUAAUCACUCCCACUCCCAUUCCCUCUCCAACGAUUUCUCCCAGUUCCAGAUGAUAUACACUUCCCCAACACCCACAAAUCAUAACCGAGCCGCCGCCAACCUCGGCGGCGACUUCACGCCAGACAUGAAGCAGCGGUUCACCCCAACCCCGACUCAAGCCUCUACGCCAGCUCCCGCUCCGAUGCCAACAACAAUAGCAACAGCAACAACAAUACUAACACCGGUAGCCGCACCCCCUAUAACGCAGUACCCAGCCACGGCGCAAACCACCCAGCAAACCACCCAGCUCUCCGCGCCCCCUCCUGCGCGACGCAUCUCCCGCUUCCGCACCCGCCCGCGCACGCUCUCCGACCCCUCCGUCGACGGCGGCAGUGGCCUGGACCCCGUGUUCCCCGUGUCGCCACUCAGCUCCGACGGCGACGGGCCGUACAGCAGCCGCACGGACCGGCGGCCCUCGCCCCUGAGCUACGAGGGUGGUGGGGGUGGUAACCGGAACAGCAUGAUCACGCGGACGACGUCCGCCCGGGCCGCGCUCGCGCGCCAGCAGAGUAUCAGCGCCAACGGCGGGCAGCGGGCGCAUCUGGUGCGCGUAGGGAGCGAGCGGGGCGCGGAGAGAGACGGGGCAGGAUAUUUAGCAGCAGCAGCAGGAGGAGGAGGAGUAGGUCAGGGGGAAGGUCUGACGAGGCUGUACUCGUUCACGACGGAUAGCGAGAACGGCAAUUCGACGGGGAGCGGGGACGCGGGACCGCAGCAGCAGCAGCAGCAACAGAGCUACCUGCAGCCGCGGCCGCUGGUCAAGUACGCGCUCUCGAGCAGUCCCGGGAGCACGUCUCCGGGCUUGCAGGUGCAGGCGCCGGUGCCGAGGAGGCCGGUCGAUCCGUAUUACUUCGAGAAGGGGACUCAUUUCUAUUAGCGGCUGCGCGACAAGCCAGCCACCUACCUAUCUAUGUAAGGGGCCUGUCCAUCAUAGAUUUGUCGAGCUGGUUGGCUGUUGGGGAUUGAUAGGUAAUGAUAUGGUAAUGGUGGGAAAGGGGACCGGGGAAGCAGAGUUUCCAAAUUGGCUUUGGCUUUGGGUAGAGAGAGAGAGAGAGAGCGCGUUCGGGUUAUUAGAUAAAAAAGAACGCUCUGGUUGGCGUCUAGGAGUUUUUGUAUAGGUACCUUCCAUCAGCAAGUCUGUUGGCUCUUGGGAUAUAUAUAUGUGCUUCCACUUUGUAAAUAUCCUGCAUCGAACAUAUGAAUCAAGUAUAUAUCUUCUACUAUAACCUUGCCAUGCUCAUUUUCG
This is a messenger RNA of Daldinia caldariorum, 2620 nucleotides long. RefSeq lists its product as uncharacterized. The coding region runs from base 404 to 2251 and encodes 615 amino acids. Lineage: Eukaryota; Fungi; Ascomycota; Sordariomycetes; Xylariales; Hypoxylaceae. The record is from RefSeq and is a predicted model, not a curated record. The transcript is spliced from 2 exons.